Messenger RNA from Pectinophora gossypiella (pink bollworm), 1671 nucleotides. Its product is annotated as translation initiation factor IF-2-like. Gene Ontology annotation, molecular function: zinc ion binding; nucleic acid binding. The transcript has a single exon. The coding region runs from base 1 to 1671 and encodes 556 amino acids. The record is from RefSeq and is a predicted model, not a curated record. NCBI's taxonomy places the organism in Eukaryota, Metazoa, Arthropoda, Insecta, Lepidoptera, Gelechiidae.
AUGAGGGAGGCUAGGGCCUCUUUACAGCCCAGCCCCCUCCUGUCAGGCCAAGAAGAGGAGGCAGAGCAAACCAGCGCAGCUCUAGCCAACGUUGUGAGGACUUCGCUGGAGACCAUUACGAUGGUCGCCACGAAGUCUUCACAACUGAAGGGAACAUACGUCCGGGCCCUGAAGGAUGCCGUAAAGGGCAUCCAAGAGGCGGUGUCCCAGAUCAGGGCGCGGACGAUGACGGAGGAGGUUGUGCGGCUGGAGGCCGCUAACUCCAAGCUCACGAAGGAGGUCGCCGACCUGCGCCGCGACUUGCAAGAGUUGCGGCAGCGACCAUCCCAGCCUGUGAGCUCGGAGCCUAGCCUCCGGCAGCUCCUGGAGGAGACAGCCCGUGCCAACGCCGAGAUGUUCGGCAACAUGCUGAACGCGCGGUUGGCCGGGAUUGAAGACCGUCUCCUCCCAGAGCCACGAAGGAGACCUCCGCUCGCGGCGGACACCAGAAGCGCCAGGGCAGACCCUGCUCAGUCUGCGCCAGCAGGGGCCCCGGUCGCUUCAACAAGCGGCAGUGGUCACCCCGUGACAGGACCGCCUGUCAAAAAGGCCACCAAAGAGGCUCCCGUAAACAGCCAGGCCUCUUCUGCUCCCCCUUCUUCGGGAAAGAAGGGGAAGAGCAAGAAGAAAAGUCUGGCUGCACAGGAGGCAGCAGAGGCUCGGCGCCAGCCUGCCCCUGCACCAACGGCGGAGCCGUGGACCGCUGUUGUUGGCCGAAAGGCCAAAAACAAGGCGGCCAAAGCGGCCAAAGCGGUCAAAGAGCCGCAAAAGCCUCGGCCCACGGCCCAGAAGAGGGCAAAGCUCCGGACACCAAGAACGGCAGCGGUAUCGCUGACGUUGGUGCCCGGAGUCGAGGAGAGAGGCGUAACAUACGCCUCGAUCCUCUCCGACGCCAAGCGGCGCGUCUCCCUCGCUGACCUCGGAAUCAGCAACAUGCGGUUCCGCAGGGCGGCGACGGGUGCGCGCCUGCUUGAGAUCGGAGGGGAGAACUCGGCGGCGAAGGCGGACUCCCUCGCCAAGAAGCUGAGGGAGGUCCUCAGCCCGGACGCGGUCAAAGUCGUCCGCCCAGUGAAGCGCGCGGAAAUCCGCGUCACUGGGCUGGACGACUCAGCCGACGCCAUUGAGGUGGCCGACGCUGUGGCCAAGGAAGGAGGCUGCGCGGUCGACGACGUGAAGCAUGGGCGGAUCGUCGUCGGACCGAGAGGGGACGGGUCCCUCUGGAUCAGCUGCCCAGUCGCAGCUGCCAAGAGGCUGUCCGACUCUGGCCGACUACUGGUCGGGUGGACGUCGGCCAGAGUGCGACUCCUCGACUCCAGACCGGCACGGUGCUACCGCUGUCUGGAGCCCGGGCACCUCGGGGUCAAGUGCUCCUGCGAGGUUGACCGCAGCCGACUGUGCUUCCGCUGCGGUCAACCCGACCAUCAGGCGCGGGACUGCUCGGCUGAGCCCCAUUGCCCCGUCUGUGCGACGGCAGGCAAACCGGCGGCUCACUCCAUCGGUGGCAGCGGAUGCAUUUCUGCUGCCAAGCCGGCAGCCAAAAGCCCGCAGGAGAGUGCGCCGAAGCCGAAGCGGCCAAAGCGCAAGGCCAAGGCCAAGAGGGCCGGGGCGGAGCAUAUGGACACCGUUCCUUGA